AUCUUCCAAAUCAAAACUAAAUUGGAACACGAACACACGUAAUCAUACAUAUCUACGUAGGUACACCCUUUUUACCAUUUAACAAAGUAUAAUUUUUGAAGAAAUUAAUUAAGUAACAAUAAUACAUUUUAUAAUAGGUAUCCGAUAAAUCUGUAUUGUUGCGUGGGCAAUGCCGCGGAGUUUGCUAGUUAUGUGAUUAUCAUAUAAGCCUGUUCCCAUGCAAGCAUUCCGGUAUUUUUCACCACAUUAAAUUCUCGUUAGGUUAUCAAACCAAACUUAUCUUCAUAAUGUGCAUUUAUUACUUGGAUAUAAUAAUAAAUUUCAACUCGGAGAGGAAACUUAUGUUAUAUAAAGGAUGGAACUAGGUACCAGCGCAGUUUGUGGGGUUUAAAGAUUCAAACUACUCACAUCAACAUUAAGAUGGAGUGUUGGAUUAAUAAAGUAGUGAUUAUCACAGAUUGUAGUGACGAUAUUGGGUUCGCUGUGAUGGAUAAAUUGGCUAAAGCUGGUAUGAUUGUUAUUGGCUUUACAAAAAAUGAAAGUAUUUUGGAAGAGGUCACAAAAAGGCUCAAUGAAAUGGCCAAAGCAAAUAGAAAAAUUGAGUUGUUUGAUUGCAACAUCGUAGAUAUCAAACAGAUGAUUGAAGUUUUUCAGAAAAUAAAAGAUAAAUAUGAUGGAGUAGACGUAUUAAUCAAUAACGCCCAAUACAAUAUUGAUUGUUUAGUGAGUAACGGAGCAACAGAAGAUAUCAAAAACUUUAUUGACAUCAAUAUUAAUGCUUUGAUUACUUGCGUAAGACUGGCCGCCGGUUCUAUGAUAGAACGUAAAACCAGAGGACAUAUAAUUAAUAUGAAUGAUAUUAUUUCGUACCAAAUACCAAAAGAUUCAAGAAAAUCUAUUUACAUAGCCACGAAAGCUACAACAACAUCUAUCAAUGAAAUUCUUCGUCACGAAUUCCGCUACUUGAACGCAAAUAUAAAAGUAACAAAUGUUGCUUGUGGUAGAAUUGAAGGAAUAACAGAAACGGAGACAGAUACCCCAAAACUACAAGUAAAGGAUAUAGCCAAAUUAGUCAAGCUGAUAUUGAGCACACCAGAACAUCUACAAGUCCACGAAAUUAUGUUAGAUUCAGUAGUCCAAUAAUUUAUAGUUUUACUGGGUUGUAAGUGUGGAUUAAUUAUUCAUUUAAAAUUAAAAUGUGUACCUUAGUA
Messenger RNA from Spodoptera frugiperda (fall armyworm), 1211 nucleotides. Its product is annotated as farnesol dehydrogenase-like. The coding region runs from base 421 to 1143 and encodes 240 amino acids. NCBI's taxonomy places the organism in Eukaryota, Metazoa, Arthropoda, Insecta, Lepidoptera, Noctuidae. The record is from RefSeq and is a predicted model, not a curated record. The transcript has a single exon.